Mesoplodon densirostris (Blainville's beaked whale) is the source of this 3283-nucleotide messenger RNA. Its product is annotated as nuclear body protein SP140-like protein. The record is from RefSeq and is a predicted model, not a curated record. Gene Ontology annotation, molecular function: DNA binding; protein binding; DNA-binding transcription factor activity, RNA polymerase II-specific. Gene Ontology annotation, cellular component: nucleus. Gene Ontology annotation, biological process: regulation of transcription by RNA polymerase II. The coding region runs from base 229 to 2937 and encodes 902 amino acids. Lineage: Eukaryota; Metazoa; Chordata; Mammalia; Artiodactyla; Ziphiidae. The transcript has 31 exons.
GGCCAGGCUGCCGAGGAAAGGAAAGUGAAAGUAAUUGGGCAGAUCGCGCGGAGCUAAAGGCAAGGCCGCACGCAGUCCCGGCAGCCUCCCUCCACCUCCGGAAACUCGUGCCACACCCGAGGGAUCCAUCAAUGGGCAAACUUUCUGGUCAGAGCUCCUGGAAAGGACAGAGGCAGUGAAAAUCUAAUCAAGCGUGAUCUUAGGCCAGCUCUAUGGCCUAAGGAGAAGAUGGCAAGUACAGGUACCCCCCUCAGCUGCAGAAUGACCACAGGGGACCAGAACCCCGAGGAGCAGAACCCAGAGGAGCAGUUUUUCUAUGAGUUCAUAUUCAGGCUCUUCAAAGAAAAUAAGGUGGAGAUUGCAAGUGUAAUAACAAAGCCGUUUCCUUUCCUCAUGGGCCUCCGAGAUCGGGGCUUUAUCCCUGAGCAGAUGUAUGAGCAUUUUCAAGAAGCUUGUAGAAAUCUGGUCCCUGUGGAAAGAGUGGUGUAUGAUGCUCUCAAUGAACUGGAGAAGAAAUUUGACAAGACAAUUCUGGAUGCCCUGUUCAGCAGAGUUAACCUGAAGGCCUAUCCUGAUUUACUUCAGAUUUGCAGAAAGUUCCAAAAUGUGAUUCGUGAAAACUUCCAUGUCCAUAACAUUGGUGAAGGAGAGACAAAGGAGACACUCAACUUACAAUUAAACGGUGAACAAGUGUCCUUGGAACAGUCACCUCUCCAAAUGAGCAAUGUAAUAAGGUUAGAAGGUGUACCCAGCUUACUGCCAUAUGACAGACAAGGGAACAACAAUGCCUUUUGGGUGGCCUAUGAUGGAGAAGAGCCCCAGGGAGCCUCGAACUUCCUACCAAGAUGUGAGCUGGUUUCCUGUGAGCCCAAAGCUCUUCAAAGAACAAAUGAAGGAAAUUCUGAAGAGAUUCCCAAACUGCAAGCAGGGAACAACAAUGCCUUUUGGGUGGCCUAUGAUGGAGAAGAGCCCCAGGGAGCCUCGAACUUCCUACCAAGAUGUGAGCUGGUUUCCUGUGAGCCCAAAACUCUUCAAAGGACAAACGAAGGCAAUUCUGAAGAGAUUCCCAAACUGCAAGCAGGGAACAACAAUGCCUUUUGGGUGGCCUAUGAUGGAGAAGAGCCCCAGGGAGCCUCGAACUUCCUACCAAGAUGUGAGCUGGUUUCCUGUGAGCCCAAAACUCUUCAAAGGACAAACGAAGGCAAUUCUGAAGAGAUUCCCAAACUGCAAGCAGUGACCUGUUGUCCCAAAGCUCCCCAAAUGACUCACGAAGGAGAACCCCAGGAGGUGAUCAGUCUACUACCAGUAGAGGGAGAAGAGGACAGCAAUGCCUGUUGGGAGGUCUGUGACGAAGAAGAGCCCCACGAAGCCUCGAGCUCCCCACCAAGAUGUGGGCCAGUGUCCUGUGAUCCUGAAGCUUCCCAAAUGACCAACGAAGAAGAACCAGAGGAGCUGCCUAGUCAGCCACUAUGUGAUGGAGAAGAAGGAAGCAGUACCUGUUCAGAAAUGUGUGAUGAAGAAGAACCCCAGGAAUCCUUGAGCUCACUACCAAAAAGUGGAGCAGUAUCUGGCAAACUAGAAGCUCUCCGAAUGAAUACAGAAGGAGAUUAUGAAGAUCUAACUUCUAGUCCACCAUCUUACGAUAGACAAGGAACAGAGCUACCAACAGUUGGAAAUGAGAAGUGUCCUUGUGUUAUGUGUUUCUCAAAAGAUGUGCCAAGAGGUCCAGAAGGAAGUACUGAAAGUAAAGAAGCUAGUGCCAGGAUGGAUACUGUGGAUCUUAGAAACAACUCUACUUUGGGAAAACUCAAGAGGAAAAGAAAAAAAAAGAAAGGGCAUUCCUGGACAAGAGUAAAGAUUAAACGUCAGAGAAACAUACAUCAAAAAGACAACAGCAACGCUGCUGGCCAACUGGCCUCGAGUAGAAAGAAGGUGAAAAUGCAUGUGCAGGACCCUGCCAAAAUCAGCAGGAGAAAGAGAGGCAGACAGAGACUCCACCUAACUCAUAUGACAGAGCCCCACAGAAAAAACUUAAGAGGGCAAAGAAAGCGCAGGUAUGAAAAAGUGGAUUUUCACUAUCAGAUACUUCCUGUGACCUGUGGUGAGGUGAAGGGGAUGUUACAUAAGAAGAAAUUGAAAAAAGGAGUUUGGGUGAAGUGUAUACAGAGUGAGAAUGGAGACUGGUUCACCCCCAGGGAAUUUGAAAUCAGAGGAGGCCACGAAAGAUCCAAGAACUGGAAGUUAAGUGUUCGCUGCGGUGGGAUGCCCCUACGUUGGCUGAUAGAGAAAAAAUUUCUCCGUAACCCUCCAAGGAAAUAUGGCAGGAUGAGAAAGAAAAGAGUACCGAAGUCUCCCGACAAUACUUUAGAUGAUAACCUUUGUCUGGGAAACUCAGAUGAGUGUGAGACGUGCCGGGAUGGAGGAAAGCUGUUUUGCUGUGAUACUUGUUCGAGAUCUUUUCAUGAGGACUGUCACAUCCCACUUGUGGAAACUGAGAGGAGCCUGUGGAGUUGCACCUUCUGCAGGAUAAAGGAGUCUUCAGGAAGCCAGGGAUGUCUCAGGGAAUCGGAGGUCCUGGCAAGACAGAUGCAGCCCGAGGAGCAGUUGAAAUGUGAGUUCAUCCUCUUGAAGGUCUAUUGUCAUACAGAGAGCACCUUUUUUGCGAAGAUUCCAUACUACUAUUAUAUUAAAGAGGCUUCUAAAGACCUAAAGGAACCCAUGUGGUUGGACAAGAUCAAGAAGAGGUUGAAUGAGCAGGGUUACUCCCAUGUGGAGGGCUUUGUGCAGGACAUGCGCCUCAUCUUUCAGAACCACAGGGCAUCUUACAAGUUCAAUGACUUUGGCCUAAUGGGACUUAGACUGGAGGCAGAAUUUGAGAAGACUUUCAAGGAAGUGUUCACUAUUCAGGAAACAAAUGAGGACAGUUCACUGGAAUAGUGGAAGUUGUUAGUGUCCUGGAAAACCCCUUUUGGAGCAGACUUCUCAUCCCCCAGCUGCAUGGAAGCUUGGCUGCUUAUGCCGCCCCUCCCCAGAGCAUUGCCUUCAGCCAAAUGGAGCCAGCUUCACCUGGAGUGUUACAGUUCCUUGGCCUGGGGGCCAGCCUCCAGUGCCAAGGUGGACUCAACCUCCUGUUACAAUUCAUGCUCCUGUGUUCCUCAUGAGAUUGGCUGGAGCUGGUCUGUGGCUGGGAUCACAUCCUUGCUUAGCUUUUCCUAUAAUCCUGCUUCCCUCCCCGCUUUCUCCCAAAGAAACUCACAAUAAAUCACUUACUUAAGAGACUUUA